AUGCCAACCAUCCUCCCGUCAUGGCCGCAUGUUCUCUUUGGCAUUCUUGAGCCUAUUUCCCUAGUGAUGGGAAGUCUGUCACCAAUAAUUGAUUUAGACGGUUUCAUAAACGGGCAAACACCCCACGUUCCCGCCCCAACAGCCCAACACCCCAGCAGUGUGGCACUAGCCUACCAGCUUGGCAAUCUCUACCACCUCCUUUUCCUCGUCGGAGUCGCCGUCCUACACACAACAACCGAACCCAGAGUCAUCCGCAACUACCUGAUUGGUCUGGCGAUAGCCGAUGUCGGGCACGUAUACGCCACAUAUAUCGCGAUGGGAUGGGAGGGCUUCGUAGAUGUCGGAGGCUGGAAUGCACUGACAUGGGGAAACAUCGGGGCGACAGGAUUCCUAUUCGCGAAUCGAAUCCUGUACUUCCUCGGACUUUUUGGGAAAGCGCAAGUGCCCAAGGUCGCGGAAAAGAAAGAGUAA
This is a messenger RNA of Penicillium angulare, 471 nucleotides long. RefSeq lists its product as uncharacterized. The transcript is spliced from 2 exons. Bases 1 to 471 code for a protein of 156 amino acids. NCBI's taxonomy places the organism in Eukaryota, Fungi, Ascomycota, Eurotiomycetes, Eurotiales, Aspergillaceae. The record is from RefSeq and is a predicted model, not a curated record.